This is a messenger RNA of Penaeus indicus, 1264 nucleotides long. RefSeq lists its product as uncharacterized. Lineage: Eukaryota; Metazoa; Arthropoda; Malacostraca; Decapoda; Penaeidae. The transcript is spliced from 5 exons. Gene Ontology annotation, cellular component: extracellular matrix. Bases 1 to 906 code for a protein of 301 amino acids. The record is from RefSeq and is a predicted model, not a curated record.
AUGGAGUCGGAUUUCCUGCGGGGGCGCCGGCCGUCUACCUCAUCUACCGGUGCUGUGAGCAAGAAAGGGCUACACCAUAUCCAGUUAGAAAGCAGCGCGCUCGCUUGCAACGGCGGAAUGGCGAGGCAGGUCAAUCGCCACGCCCACGUGCCUCGACUAAGUCGCCUCGGCAAGCUCCCGAUAGCUGGACCAGACGAACGCCGCCUCCACACCAUGACGCUUCCGACUUUGUCCGAUUGUCUCUUUGUCAACUGUUCAGGCCAGUUGUACGCAGGAACGGAGAUGUCGACGAUCGUUGAGCUGACGCAUAUCCAGACGAACUACACUGACCGCAGAGGAACCUUCUACAGCGCAGAGGACGACUUUAAAACGACGGAUAUGAACAGGAAACAUUGGGAUACAGCAAUCGUAGCCCUGUGUGUGGUGGCGGCGGCGUGGGCGGCUCCCCAGGGUGGCUACAACUACCAGGCACCCGUCGUGCAGCAGCCCGAGUACCCGUCGGUGCCCGCCCAGUACAGCUUCCAGUGGGACGUGAACGACCAGUACUCCGGCAACUACUACGGUCACCAGGAGCAGCGUGAUGGCGCCAACACUCAUGGGAGCUACUACGUGCGGCUUCCCGACACUCGCCUCAUGAGGGUCGAGUACUACGUCGACGAGUACGGCUUCCACCCAGUCAUCACCUACGAGGGCGAAGCUCAGUACCCAAGUGCCCCAGCCCAGGUGUACUCCCAGCCUGCCCCUGCCCCUACUCAGGUGUACUCCCAGCCUGCCCCAUCCAAUGUGUAUUCCCAGCCUGCCCCUGCCCCUACCCAGGUGUAUUCUCAACCUACCCCUGCUCCCCAGCCGACGUACCAACAGCCGACCCCUACACCUUCUCAGCUCUACUCCCAGCCGGGAAAAUAAGCCCAUAAGAUAAAAACCCUUCCGAGAAUCCAUUUCAUUCAAAACUUCCGCAUAGGUCUGACCACCCUGUCACGCAUAGAUUCUCAUGUGUUCAUUCAAGCUCUCACUCAGGCAGAGUCAGAGAGUUUUUAUUUUCUUUUUUAGUGUAUAACCUCGCCAAGACGUUAACCAUUAAUUUUCGUUUUCUUGUGUUACCUUUAUCACUGCUUUCUUGUGUUGUUUGUUUCAUAAUGAGACCUGUUCAUUUUCGCUGAUAGCAGAUAUUUUUUGUCUAGUUAUGUGUGAAUUCUGUGUUGAGAUAUAUUUUUAUACUGAGAUUUUAUACAUAUAUAUAUAUUGAAUAAAUAUUUCUGUAGAA